GAGGCGGUUCGCCUUGUCCCUCCUACCCGCCCCUCUUUCUCUCUCUUCCUCCAGCUGGUCCCAGAACCCUGCUGGGUCCGGUCCCUCUGCCCCCCUCCCGCAUUCUUCCACCUCCUCCGAGUCCCACUCCUCACCUAGGGCGCCCCGAACUGCCAUGGGUUAGGGUGGGGGCCGCGAGCCUCGCGAAGGACCAGCCCUGUGCAUCCGCCGGGGGGCGCGAAGCCCGAAAGACGCCAGUCGCUCGCGGGCGCCGGGCAUGGGGAGCGUGGUGUGAACCCGCACCCAGAGAGGACGCAGCGGCUGCGGAGACGGGCGCGAGGAGGAGGAGAGCGGUGGACUGCAAGGACCCGAGGGAGGAAGGGAGGGACAAGAGGGUGGGGAGCUAGGAAAAAGUGAAGCUGGGAGGAGAAGGCGGCGGAAGGUGGGGAUUGAUGCUUCUGUUUUUUGUUGCCGCUGCUGCCCUCGCGCUGGGAGCCGAGCCGGAGGGAAGGCGGUGGAGAGAUGAUUGCAGAGUUGGUGAGCAGCGCUCUGGGGCUCGCCUUGUAUCUCAACACCUUGAGUGCGGAUUUCUGCUAUGAUGACAGCCGUGCUAUCAAGACUAAUCAAGACCUUCUCCCCGAAACUCCAUGGACACACAUUUUCUACAAUGAUUUUUGGGGGACUCUUCUAACCCACAGCGGCAGCCACAAAUCCUACCGGCCCCUGUGCACUCUUUCUUUUCGCCUGAACCAUGCCGUCGGAGGCCUGAAUCCUUGGAGCUAUCACCUGGUCAAUGUCCUGCUGCACGCGGCCGUCACAGGUGUCUUCACGAGCUUCUCCAAGAUCCUCCUUGGGGAUGGAUACUGGACCUUCAUGGCCGGCUUGAUGUUUGCCUCUCACCCCAUUCACACGGAGGCAGUGGCGGGAAUCGUGGGCAGGGCUGACGUCGGGGCCAGUCUCUUCUUUCUCCUGUCCUUGCUGUGCUACAUGAAACACUGUUCUACGAGAGGCUACUCAGCCCGGACUUGGGGCUGGUUCCUGGGGACGGGGCUUUGCGCAGGCUGCAGCAUGCUGUGGAAGGAACAAGGAGUGACGGUGCUCGCCGUGUCCGCAGUUUAUGACGUCUUUGUCUUUCACAGGCUGAAAAUGAAACAGAUCUUACCUGCCAUCUAUAAAAGGAAGAACUUGUCUCUUUUCCUCAGCAUUAGUUUGUUAACUUUCUGGGGGACUUCCCUUUUGGGUGCCCGUUUGUACUGGAUGGGAAACAAACCACCAAGCUUUUCCAACUCUGACAACCCAGCUGCAGAUUCGGAUAGCCUGUUGGCUCGAACGCUCACUUUCUUCUACUUGCCAACCAAGAACCUGUGGCUGUUGCUAUGCCCAGACACACUCAGUUUUGAUUGGUCAAUGGAUGCUGUGCCUCUGCUCAAAACGGUUUGUGAUUGGAGAAACCUACACACUGUGGCCUUCUAUAUUGGACUCCUCCUCCUUGCCUACUAUGGCUUGAAGAGCCCAAGCGUGGAAAGAGAAUGCAAUGGGAAAUUUGUAACAAAUGGCAAGCAGAAUGCAAAUGGACAUAGCUGCCAUUCAGAUGUGGAGUACCGGAACUCAGAGAUUAAGCCCAGCUUUGCAUCCAAAGUAGAAAAUGGCAUUAAAAAUCAUGCAUCACAGAGAACACAACUUCCUUCUACGGAGAACAUUGUUGUUCUUUCUUUAUCUUUGCUAAUAAUACCCUUUGUUCCUGCCACGAACCUGUUUUUCUAUGUCGGCUUUGUAAUUGCAGAGCGAGUAUUGUAUAUUCCUAGUAUGGGCUUCUGCCUCCUCAUUACAGUGGGUGCCAGAGCCCUUUAUGUCAAGGUCCAAAAGCGGUUUCUCAAGAGCUUGAUUUUUUAUGCCACAGCUACGUUAAUUGUUUUCUAUGGACUCAAGACUGCGAUCAGGAAUGGAGACUGGCAGAAUGAGGAAAUGCUGUAUAGGUCAGGGAUAAAAGUUAACCCAGCUAAAGCAUGGGGUAACCUUGGAAAUGUUCUGAAGAGUCAGAGCAAAAUUUCUGAAGCUGAAAGCGCCUAUAGAAAUGCUUUGUACUACCGCAGCAACAUGGCUGACAUGCUUUAUAAUUUAGGGUUACUUCUACAGGAGAACAGCAGGUUUGCAGAAGCAUUACAUUAUUACAAAUUGGCGAUCGGAAGCCGGCCUACCCUGGCUUCUGCAUAUUUAAACACCGGUAUUAUUCUCAUGAACCAAGGAAAGACAGAAGAAGCUCGACGCACGUUCCUCAAGUGUUCUGAGAUCCCUGAUGAAAACCUAAAGGACCCUCAUGCACAUAAGAGCUCAGUUACCAGCUGUCUCUACAACCUGGGCAAACUCUAUCAUGAACAGGGACACUAUGAGGAUGCCCUUAGUGUAUACAAGGAAGCAAUUCAGAAAAUGCCAAGGCAGUUUGCUCCACAGAGCUUGUACAACAUGAUGGGUGAAGCAUACAUGCGAUUAAGCAAACUCCCUGAAGCAGAGCAUUGGUAUAUGGAAUCAUUGAGAGCCAAGACUGACCACAUCCCUGCUCACCUUACCUAUGGGAAACUGCUGGCUCUAACAGGUCGUAAGAGUGAGGCUGAAAAAUUCUUCUUGAAGGCUAUUGAGCUGGAUCCCACGAAAGGAAACUGUUACAUGCAUUAUGGUCAGUUUCUUCUGGAAGAAGCUCGCCUCAUAGAAGCAGCUGAGAUGGCAAAGAAAGCCGCUGAAUUGGACAGCACAGAGUUUGAUGUGGUCUUCAGUGCUGCGCACAUGCUCAGACAGGCUAGCCUCAAUGAAGCAGCCGAGAAGUAUUAUGAGCUGGCAGCCGGACUGAGACCUGAUUAUCCCGCAGCUCUGAUGAACCUGGGGGCUAUUCUCCAUCUCAAUGGCCGGCUACAAAAGGCUGAGGCCAACUACCUGCGGGCGCUGCAGCUCAAGCCAGAUGACGUCAUCACGCAGUCCAAUCUCCGCAAACUGUGGAAUAUCAUGGAGAAGCAAGGUUUAAAGACUUCCAAGACUUGACACUGGAGGGCAGUACCUCGCCCUCCUCCAUAUUUGGAAGCUGGCUUCAUGAAUGAACAGAACUUCCCAGCAGUGCUGUGACAAGAGCUAGUAUGGACUUCAAGACGGGGGCAGAGGUCACUGAGGUCACUGCCACUUCUGGGAGUAUUCACUUCGCUGUUGGCACAGCCGUUAACACCAAAAAGGGGAACAUUGGAAACCUCCUGAAGGAUGUAAUUGUUACCCAUAGAACUAUAAACCAGAGCACUUAAAACAGGAUCUUAUGGCAUUG
Messenger RNA from Enhydra lutris kenyoni (northern sea otter), 3283 nucleotides. RefSeq names its product transmembrane and tetratricopeptide repeat containing 2 (gene TMTC2). Gene Ontology annotation, biological process: protein O-linked glycosylation via mannose. The coding region runs from base 502 to 3012 and encodes 836 amino acids. Lineage: Eukaryota; Metazoa; Chordata; Mammalia; Carnivora; Mustelidae. Gene Ontology annotation, cellular component: endoplasmic reticulum membrane. The transcript has 12 exons. Gene Ontology annotation, molecular function: protein binding; mannosyltransferase activity. The record is from RefSeq and is a predicted model, not a curated record.